This is a messenger RNA of Marmota flaviventris (yellow-bellied marmot), 4201 nucleotides long. It is a transcript of the gene Suds3, whose product is annotated as SDS3 homolog, SIN3A corepressor complex component. Lineage: Eukaryota; Metazoa; Chordata; Mammalia; Rodentia; Sciuridae. The record is from RefSeq and is a predicted model, not a curated record.
CGCGGGCGCGGGGGGCGGAGCUCGGCGCAGACGGGGAAGGGGUCGCCGGGGCUCCAGCUCCUCGGGUUAGGGGUUCCCUCCGGCGCUGCUAGGCAGGCGUGGAGUCCCCAGAGCCGGUGGCCGUGAUCUCCCGGGGGCACGCUCAGCGGCGGCUAAAGACGACAUGAGUGCUGCGGGGCUGUUGGCUCCGGCUCCGGCCCCGGCUGGAGCGCCGCCGGCCCCGGAGUACUACCCAGAGGAGGACGAGGAGCUGGAGAGCGCCGAGGACGACGAGCGCAGCUGUCGGGGCCGCGAGUCUGACGAAGACACUGAGGAUGCUAGUGAAACUGACCUGGCAAAGCACGAUGAAGAAGACUAUGUAGAAAUGAAGGAACAGAUGUAUCAGGACAAACUGGCUUCUCUCAAGAGGCAGCUGCAACAGCUACAGGAAGGAACGUUGCAGGAGUAUCAGAAGAGAAUGAGAAAGCUGGAUCAGCAGUACAAAGAGAGGAUCCGAAACGCAGAACUCUUCCUCCAGCUGGAAACCGAGCAAGUGGAAAGAAAUUACAUUAAGGAAAAGAAGGCAGCAGUGAAAGAAUUUGAAGACAAGAAGGUUGAGCUGAAAGAGAACCUAAUUGCUGAACUAGAAGAAAAGAAGAAAAUGAUUGAAAAUGAAAAGCUAACAAUGGAACUGACUGGAGAUUCUAUGGAAGUGAAACCUAUCAUGACCAGAAAGUUGCGGAGGCGACCAAAUGAUCCUGUCCCCAUCCCAGACAAGAGGAGAAAACCUGCUCCCGCUCAGCUAAAUUAUUUGUUAACAGACGAACAGAUCAUGGAGGAUCUGAGAACAUUAAAUAAGCUUAAGUCACCCAAGAGACCAGCAUCCCCAUCCUCUCCUGAACACUUGCCUGCGACCCCUGCGGAGUCUCCAGCCCAGAGAUUUGAGGCUCGGAUAGAAGAUGGUAAACUGUAUUAUGAUAAGAGAUGGUACCACAAGAGCCAGGCCAUCUAUCUGGAGUCAAAGGACAACCAGAAACUGAGCUGCGUGAUCAGUUCGGUCGGAGCCAAUGAGAUCUGGGUGAGGAAGACCAGUGACAGCACCAAGAUGAGGAUCUACUUGGGCCAGCUACAGCGCGGGCUCUUCGUGAUCCGCCGGCGGUCAGCGGCUUGACCUCCCGAAGAGCUCUCUGCCUUUGACCCUUUUUCUGCAGUGGCUUUUAUUUUUGUUUUGUUUACUUCUUAAUAGAAAAAUUUUAACUUACUGGGAAUAACUACUUGGCCUUGGAAAUGAAGAACACCGUGUGGAUUCUGUGGGGCACUUCUGUGGCUGGUCACAUCCACCUAUGUGUCAUUCUUCCCUGCCUCAGCUUCUUCCCAGUCAGCAGUCACCAGGGAACGCUCAUUUUCAGGAGUAUUUAGGGUGUUUGAUUUAGUUUCUUUUUAUUUCUUUAUUUUUUUGCUUAUCCUUUGUCUUUUUUUUUUUUUUUUUAACCUCCUCUGAGGUUGAAGAAACAGCUCUUCCUGUCAGUUAUCUUUAGGUCUUUCUGCCGUGAAGAAGAGUGGGAAGGAAUUCACUCUGUGAUGCAUUCUCCAUAUUUGAUUCUGGUUAGUGGAUCACGCAGCUACUGACCUGGCCGAGCCCCAUCUGCUGUUUCCCUGGAAGCGAGGGGCAGAGGUCCUAGCAGAGGGAGAUGAAUUCUCCUGGCUCUUGGCCUUCUUGGAGAGAGAAAUGCCUGUGUGACAUCUGGCACAUGCAUCCAUUCCCCUGGCUGAACUAUGGAACAUUUGCCGGGGAGACUGCAUUGAAGUAAAUGGGGCUCUGGGGGAAGGGACGUUUCAUGUCAUAAUGUGCUGAAGUUACCAUAUUUUAAACGUUAUUUAAUGCAGGCGAUUUGUCCGCACACAUUUGUUCCAACUCGGGCUGGAAUGAGAAGUGGUAAUUUCAGAAGUUUUUAUUUGUAAUUUCUUUCUCCCCCCAGUUUCUGAGUAGAUUGAGGGAGCACAUGGCGUAGGCAGCUGAUCUGGGUUGUCCCUGGGGUGGGGUGUGGAGAUGACAGUGCAGUGCUGAUGAUCUGUAGACUCACGUGACUUAUUCGUGUUGCUGAUACCACUACUGCAGAUUGGCCGUUCCACACCUGUGGAACCUUGUCAGGCCCUGGGCACUCACAGCCUCUUGGGAGACCUGGUCUGCUUUGGAGACAGGAGGGCUGCUGUGGCCGCGGCCAGACCCCUGCGCUUGUCCUGAUGCGCCCCAGGAAACCCUUCCCUGCACUCCCUGUUCCUUCCCAUUGUUCCCUUGUUUGGAGAAAGGCUUCCGUGGGUGGCGGGGUUGUCUGGUCUAGUUGCCAUCUUGAGAUGUUUAGAACAUGGGAUGGGAGCCACGGUCAGCGUCCCUGGGCAGUGACUAGACCUUACCCAUCUUAGGAAAUCUUUGUGAGUAAUCCCCUUGGCCUCGGUCCCCGGGGUCCUCUCCAUAUUGUCUCUUGAUGUACAAACCCACAGCAAGUUGGGGCUAUGAUGACAUCAGUCACCUUCUGAGUUCUAGCUGCCACAAGGAGCAAACCCUCCUGGCUCUGAGUAAAGACGUACAGAGACCGUUUUGUCUUUAUAUCCACUUUUCUCAUUUUUUCUGGUGUUGGGGUCUAUUUUGAAAAGUUUCCUGGAUGUUCUGUUUCUUCCCUGCCCUCCAUCCCCCCAGUGUUACAUGUACUACAGUGACCCCAGCCCAGGGCAUGUGGGCCUCACCUGUCCUCGCGGGCCUUUGGUUUGAAGGAGGACUUGCUUGGCUCACGGCUGGUGUGUGACAUCUCUGUCACGCAGCUGUGCUUUAUCUUCAGGUGCCCUGUGAUGGAAACUAACUCAGAUACGUUUAGUAUGUUUUGCCAUUGAGCUUUUCUGUAGCUGAUACCUCCCUUGUCCUUAGGAGCGUGUACCAAAGUGUGUGUCUAACGGAGGGGGCAUGUCCGUGGCCACUGGGGCUCUGCACCGAGGCGUCCAGCUGCCUUUUGUCCUUGCCUUGUCUGGGGCGCUUUUGUGAAGUAACCAUUUAUUUGAAGACCAGGGUAUGGUGCUUUUGCCUUCUCUCUCCUGUUAACUUUUGGGGUGUCUGAGACCCCACAGAGAUAGGCCUGGUCUCGGCCCGGCCACUGCCUUCUGCACGUUCUGAGCCCUUAAUCACGAUCUGGUGAGAACAGGCAGAGGCAAGGGAGACUUGACGCAGCACAGGAAAUCAUUUUCCUAAUCCCAGAUUUUUAUUUAGUCACCUCAGAGGUGAAAAAUGGGCAGUUGGACCCUUCUGACAGGCCUCUGGUGACCAGGGGCGGGAUAAACACUGUUAGUACAUCACGGUCCUUCUGUGAUGGACGGACGCUAAAGAGGAAGUGGACUCGAGGUUCCUGCUUAAGGAGGAGGCUGGCUUUCCACCCAGGUGGCCGUUCUUACCUACAGGGUUUUGUCUCAGCUGACCUCAGCACACCAGCUGGACUCCAGUCCCGGGGCCUGCAGGUGACCCUUUGAGACAGGGUGGUGCGCACAGCUCGGCCCUCGCAGCUGCACUUGGGUUUUGGUGGCUGGCCUCAGUGUUCACUGGAGGGUGCCCCAGUGUGUGUUUUCCCUCUUCCUGGGAGUCUGCCCUCCCCUGAGCCCUCCUUUCCAAGCCCAUGUCCUCUUACACAGUUCCCAGAGAGAUUUCUAUAGCCAUGCCAAAGCCAGGUGGUUGCGUUCCUGCAGGUGCCGGUGUUCGUGGGUGUCUGCCUGCCCAGCUCAGUUCUAACUUCUAGCUAGGACCAGUGUGAGAUCCAGGGGUUGGUCUGUAUUCAGGAUUGGGGGUUUUUCUAAGGGGGAUAGACAGGGCUGGGUGGGGUUGAUUGCAUUUUUUACCUAACUCUGGGUGCAGGGGGAAUCCUCUAUUUUUUUUUUUUCUUUUAAUGUUUCCUUUUAGCCUUGAAUCUUUACUAAAUAAUUUCCUCCUUAUUUAAAUUUUUUGUUUCAUUUGGGAUUUGACAUCUUGGUACUUUGUGUUAUACCGUUUUUUUUCCCCAAAGGGUUCAAACCAUUUUUAAUACCAGAACAUGGUAAAAUUGCAGCCAUUUCAAGCAGCUGGUGGGCUUUUUAUAAAACAUUAUUAGCUGGUACCAUUAAAUGUUCCGAGAAGUGAAUGUAAAAUGUAUAGGUUUUUUUUUUUUUUUCUUUUUUUAAAAAUAAACUUUCAAAGAGGAAACCA